Messenger RNA from Plasmodium gonderi, 2310 nucleotides. RefSeq lists its product as hypothetical. The record is from RefSeq and is a predicted model, not a curated record. Bases 1 to 2310 code for a protein of 769 amino acids. NCBI's taxonomy places the organism in Eukaryota, Apicomplexa, Aconoidasida, Haemosporida, Plasmodiidae. The transcript has 11 exons.
AUGAAGGUGUGUGUGUAUAAUAUUGUAUAUAUUGAAAGAAAGAAGCUUUUCCUUGCUGUGUUCAAGGAGUUCAUACAUUUUGACGAGUUUAAAUACAUUAAGGACUACUUGAUCGAACUUGACAGAACGGCUCAGAAUUUACAAAAUACAAAUUAUCACCACAGUGUAUUGAAACACUCCAUCAGAGGAAAAGACCAAAAUGAAAAUCCAAUUCUUCAAUGUCUACGAAUGAAAGAAGAUGAAGAUACACAAUUUCGUAGCAUAGAUUGUGUUAGUCAUUCAACUGACACUGCCAGCGACAGUAAUAUUUCUGAUUCCAUAUCAUGUGUUAAAGGAAAACAAGCAGGAAUAAACAUUAUAAGACACAAUGAAAUUGGAAAAACAACAGGGAAGAAAAUGCGUUAUAGUUUGUCCCGAAAUGGAACAAAAAAAAAACAAAUUACACAAUCGAAGGGAGAUAGAAAAGAAAAAGAUAUUUGCUUCUCAUUUGCGAAGAAGAAAAACAUUUCAGAAGAAAGAGAAAAUUAUGAAUAUGAGAAAGAUUGUAAAAUUUUGACUUCCAAGAGGGGCGAAAUUUUACUAGACCAUUUAGAAGACAGACUAGUGGAAAAACCAUGUACAGAUUUGUCCAAAGAACGAGUCAAUGAAUUUAUUGCAUGUGGAGAGAAGGAAAGGAAGACGAGGCUUAUUUCGUGUGGAAUAGCGAAGAAGGGGAGGGAGAAAAAAGAAGGGCUGAGGGAAUUCAUACAUGGGAGAAUCCAUACUCGUGGGAGUUGUGCCGUUCAGGGAGAGUGUAUAGAAACGAAUGAGCAAAGGGAGAUAGAGAAGGAAGGAACGAAGGGACUAAGGAAAGAACAAACGAAGGAACAAACGAAUGGACUAACGAAUUUUUCAAACGAGCGCGAAAAAGAGUUGUUUCAAUACUUAAUUGUAAAGGCAAAUAAUGAAAUUGAAAAUAUUAGCUGCACAUUAGAACAGAAAUACAAAGAAGAGUUAAUGAAUAGAGUUAAGAACAUAAAAAACGAAUAUGAAAAAAAAAUAAAAAGUUUGUUAAAAACAAAGAGAUAUAUAUGUGAUCAAAAUGAACAAAUGAUAAAGAGAAAUAAAGACAACACAGAGAUAAUAAAAAAUUUGGAAAAUAAAAAUUAUUUGCUACUAAACCAAAUAGAAGAUUUAAAAAAAGGUUACAAUACUGUUUAUAAUAAAAAAUUUCAGAAUGAAUUAUUACAAAAAAAGAGUGAGGAAUUACAAAUUAGAAGGUUAAAUGGUAUAAGCUCUCAAGAUUGUCACCAAAACAAGAAUUAUGAAAAAAAAAUAAGUGCGUUAAAUGAACAAUUGAAUAUAACGUAUGAAAAUUGUUUUAAUUUUCAAACCAAGUGGGUAAGUUCCAAAAUUGAGAUGUUAUCCUUCUUGACAAAUGGGGUUACUAUAUAUGUAAUACGUUGUUCCCAGGUUAAGCUUAUAUAUUACAUGGAAUGUAUUUUUUUUUUUAAUUUUACUCAGAAAAUACUUCAACAGGAAGCACAGCAAAGGGAAAAUGAGCUAAAGAGAGAAAUAGAAAAUUGCAUUAUCAUGAAAAAGGAAGAGGAAGAAAAAUGUACUCAUUUGAAGGGGAAAAUGUACAAGAUGGAAGGAGAGAAUGAUUAUCUGAGAAACGAAUUGAAGAAAACAAAAGUGUCUAUUCAACAAUUGAGGGAGGAUAAUGUAGAGGCGUCCCAAAAUAAGGAUUACAUUAUCUCAUGCUCCAAAGUAGAGGAAACGAAACUCAAAGAAGAUAUAGAAAAUUAUAAAAAAUGUGCCCUCUUGGAAAAUAAAAACAAGGAGCAGCUUUUCGAAAAGAAGUGCAAAGAACUGGAAAAAGCGCUUAAGGAUACUGAAAAUGAAAAGUCCAUAUUCCAGAGGAUUUGUCAAAAGAAUGAAAAAAUACAGGGGGAUUUGAACAUCGAAAUAAGGACCUUAAAAAAUGAAUUGUAUGAAUGCAAGAAUAAUUUUUACAAAAUUGCCAAAUCUGGGGUUCACAUUCCACAGAAGGGUAUAUUCCAUGAAGAUACGCAUGAACAAAUAUUGGGCGGCGAACAGAAUACAACACAAAAAAAAAAUUCCAUCGAAAAGCAGCUGAUAUUACUGAAGCUGGAACGGGAAAAUAGAGAAGCGGAAUUAACAAAAUAUCCAAAGUAUGGUGGACGAAGAGGAGAAAUUAAAAGAAAGGAAUUCCUACAGGGAAAGCUUCAAUAUAUAGAUGAUAAAAUAAACACGUUAAGCACAAAUUUAAAAAGUAUUAAAUUGCAAAGCGAGGAAUAUAUUACCUGA